AUGUCUGCUCGGCGUUGUUUAACAUUAGCUGAAGCUGUGAAUCUGAUUGAAAAUGCAUCUGAUCUUGAGGAUGACGGUGAAAUCUUAAUUUUACCACCUAAUGAUCGGCUGGAGGAUUCCGACAUUGAGGAUAUCAAUGAAAAUCAAUUGGAUAGCAUUGAUCCCGGCGAAGUAUGCGGCGAAUUGGAUGUUAUUGUGAAAAAUGCGUCUUCGGCAAAUAAUAUUUCAGAUGACUCAGACGAGGAAAUUUUAACAAGAAAGCAAAACGGUCAAAAAAAAGAUGGUCCCCAACCUAAAUGGAUGAAAAAGAAUAAUUUUGAAAAACCAUUACCAAAAUCGAAACCUAAAUCAUUGUCUCAGCCGCCAACGUUCCCAAAUGGGAACAUACCUACAUCUCGACUUUUUGAUGACGUAUGUAAAAGGCUAACUUCGACAAACAAAAGAGUUAGCAUCGACAGGAUUGACCAUUUUCAAAGCCAAUUGGAAACUCAGAAGCGAUGCGCUCACUGCCACAAAAACACAAGAAAAGGGUGCAAAAAAUGUAAUAUAGGAUUGCAUGAUCAUUGUUUUGAAAUAUGGCAUAUGAUUGAAACAUAA
Messenger RNA from Helobdella robusta, 597 nucleotides. RefSeq lists its product as hypothetical. The transcript is spliced from 4 exons. Lineage: Eukaryota; Metazoa; Annelida; Clitellata; Rhynchobdellida; Glossiphoniidae. The record is from RefSeq and is a predicted model, not a curated record. Bases 1 to 597 code for a protein of 198 amino acids.